Messenger RNA from Amyelois transitella, 1446 nucleotides. RefSeq lists its product as uncharacterized. Gene Ontology annotation, biological process: tRNA splicing, via endonucleolytic cleavage and ligation. NCBI's taxonomy places the organism in Eukaryota, Metazoa, Arthropoda, Insecta, Lepidoptera, Pyralidae. Gene Ontology annotation, molecular function: nucleic acid binding. The transcript has a single exon. Bases 85 to 594 code for a protein of 169 amino acids. The record is from RefSeq and is a predicted model, not a curated record.
UAUGAUUAAAAAACAGACGCCGAAUUGCAAGCUGUGAUUACAAAUUUAAAAGAAUUCUAUCCGAAUCUAUAUUUUUACUGCAAAAUGGAUAUAGAAACUAGCAUCAAACAAGACAUGAAAUCACUUGGGUGCGAUUCUGAUGUGAAGAUUUCCCUUGCUUACCAACUUUACAUACAUUUGGUUGACGAGAAACUCAUGUACGACACCGAAUAUUGUUAUAACAAAGAUGUGGACACAUUGUACGUCGUCGCGAGGCCUAGAAAGAACGAGAAACUGAACAUUUACGUGCCCAUACGUACCUACGACGAUAUAAGUGUCGAAUUUAUUAACAAAAUGCAGGAAAAUUUAUGUACAGUGGAGUCAGGACAUUCUAUUAACUUGGCUUUCAUCGAAGGUGAUUCUACCAUAGUUAUUUAUUCUUUCACAAAAGGACUCGUGGAGCGGCCAUCGUCACAGAAAGUUACUGAGUAUAGAAAAAAAGAAGAAAGGAGGAGUUACAUAAACAGUGAAUUGAUGAGGCAUCGGAGUGAAAUUCUAAAUGAUGCAUUAAAUGGAGGCAUGGUUGAUGACGAUGAUUGUCAAGUUCUGGAUUGAAACAGUGGAGAGGAUAAAUACGAACUUUAUUCAGAUGUUUAUCUAUCAACAUUAACUUCUGCUAAAUAAAAAUUAAAUAAACAAUCAAAUGAAGGAUAUACUCACUUUGAUAUAUUGCUGAAGUCUAUUCAAUGGAUUUAGUUUGUUUGAAAGCUGGAUGAACUCCAAAGCUUUUAUGGAUAGAAUGAUAAUUCCUAACAUUUAAACUUGCAACUAUAAAGAGAAGUCAUCUACGGCUUGGAGUGAACCGUAAAUUUCUCAAAUUUCAAUUUGAAAAAUAAAACUGUUAAGUUUAAUUGCCUAUCAAAUACAAAUAAACAUGUCUCUUAACCAGAGAGUGAGGCAAACUUUUUUUUUACAGGCCAAAAAUGCUUAUAAAACUAUAUGAGCCAACUCAACUGCAGUUAAGAUUAUUGAAGUAUAAUUUAAAUUUUCAAUUGGGUUUAAAUCCCUCUUCUUGCAACGAGACUAAAUGAGAAGUAUAGUGAUUGUUGAUAGAAAAUAUUUAAGAAGUAACGCCUUUGUGAUGCUUGUUUAAUGAGCGAAAUAAUUUUGAGGAAACUGAACAUUCAGGCAACUUGAUUGUGUUACCAUGAUCCCAGCUCAGUUCAGGUCCACUUUUAGUGGCAGAGGUCAUACGGGAGCUGUUUUGAAUAAGAACAUGACUUACUAAACUACUGUAAGAUCUGUCUGGAGUUCCUUUCAAGGGAAAGGACGCAACUGGAACUGACACCAAGAGGAUGAGGAAAAUAUAAGUGUAACUUUUGUGGUGAAUCAAACAUUUAAGUAUAAAGAAACACUGUUUAUGAAUGUUUUAUCUUUUUAAUGAUAUGACUAAAGAGUUUCUUAUUA